Molecule: messenger RNA, 4114 nt
Organism: Aspergillus saccharolyticus JOP 1030-1
Lineage: Eukaryota; Fungi; Ascomycota; Eurotiomycetes; Eurotiales; Aspergillaceae
Product: dipeptidyl peptidase 3
Exons: 9
Coding region: 248-3712 (1154 amino acids)
Cellular component (GO): cytoplasm
Molecular function (GO): dipeptidyl-peptidase activity
Source: RefSeq, a predicted model, not a curated record
GCACCACCACCCUCUUCACAGCGUCCGGAGGCGGUUUCCGUCGGUCCACCGCCGCCCCUCCUGCUCCCACUUACCCCUCAAUUCUCAGCAUCCCAUCCAAAGCUGGUCUUCCUCCUUCCUGACCAACAAUCUCUCUUCCAAAACUCCCAUUGGCAGUGCAAGAAUCACAGCAGCGGCAACAAGACUAUCAUCUUCACCUUCAUUAUUACUGCCAUUGUCAACGAAAUCAUCGACAUCGUCAGCCAACAUGGAUAACAAAGUUAAGCAACAUUAUCUGGCUGACUCACCCCCCACGGUGGUCCGCUUAGAAGUCAAGUCACAUUUCGAGAACCUAAAGGAUGCAAAGCUGCGUAAAUACGCGCACUAUAUGAGUCGCGCCGCUUUUGAAGGAACUCGAAUUACGCUGCGCCAGGUCUCCCCAGAGUCAGAACCCAUCUACGAUCUCAUCAUUGAACUUCAUCGGGCCUGCAAAGGUGAUUGGACAGAUCUUGCACAGAGAACUAAUGUCGGUCAUGAGCAUCUUCGUUACUUCCUGGAAUAUGCUGCGCAGUUCCUUGGCAACUGUGGUAACUACAAGGGCUUUGGCGACUCGAAAUUCAUCCCUCGCUUACCUUUUGAGGCUUUUGAAGCUCUCGCUUCUGCCACAUCCCAGACAAAGGCCGCCUUCAGCCGCGCCAACAGCGCCGGAGGUGGCAUUUAUGAAACAGAUGCUCAAUCGCGUAUGCACUUGGGUUACGCAGAUGGAAACCAUAUGACCACGUAUUAUCCUGAUUCGCCGUCGAUCACCAAGGAAGAAAUCACAGCCGUCGGUGACUUUUUGGAGCGGAAAGGAUUGCCUUUGGAGAACACGCGAUUGAAGAAGACCGAUAAUGGGGAUUUCGAACUUCUCAUCGCCUCCGGUGUCUCCUCACCCCCAGCACGGGACCGAGAUCUAGGCGAUGUCGCUAGCUUCGACCUCGAAGGGAGGCUCAGGGGCCACAAGCUCCGUCUUGUCUUCGGCGAUCAUCAGGAGGAGAUGGCCAAAAUCGCUCACAGUAUCAAGCAAGCUUCUCUCAAUGCUGCUAACGACACCCAGAAGCGGAUGCUGGAUGCUUACGCUCUGUCAUUUGGAUCUGGCUCCAUUGAGGCAUUCAAAGAGAGUCAGCGCAUCUGGGUCAAGGAUCAGAAGCCAGCAUUGGAGACCAAUUUAGGUUUUGUCGAGACGUACAGAGAUCCUCAUGGGGUGAGGGGAGAAUGGGAGGGGUUUGUCGCACUGGUCAAUUUGGAGCGGACUCGUGCUUUCGGCAAACUGGUAGACAGUGCUGAGACCAUGAUUCCCAAAUUACCAUGGAGCAGAGAAUUUGAGAAAGAUAAAUUUCUCAGUCCAGACUUCACAUCUCUUGAGGUGUUGAGCUUUCAAUGCUCUGGCCUUCCCGCUGGUAUUAAUCUUCCCAAUUAUGACGAUAUUCGGCAAACCCUUGGUUUCAAGAAUGUUUCCCUUGGCAAUGUUCUGAGUGCCAAGGCCCCCAACGAGCCCAUUCCAUUCAUAUCCGAGAAAGAUUUGAAGGUGUACAGCGAAAACCGCGAUGCUGCGUUUGAGGUUCAGGUUGGCAUUCAUGAGCUGCUCGGUCAUGGGACCGGAAAGUUACUGCAAGAGACGUCUCCUGGAAUGUACAACUUUGAUAUUUCUAAUCCUCCCGUAAGCCCAGUGACUGACAAGCCUGUCACAACAUGGUACAAACCUGGCCAAACGUGGGGAUCCGUGUUUGGAGCUGUCUCCUCGUCUUACGAGGAAUGCCGUGCGGAAUGCGUCGCAAUGGUGCUUAGCUGUGACUUUGACAUUUUGAAGCUAUUUGGCUUUGGUGAUGGCCAGGUGGACCUUACGAGCGCGGCUGGUGAUGUACUCUUCGCGGGAUACCUCUCAAUGGCCCGCGCCGGACUGGUUGCGCUCGAAUUUUGGGACCCCAAGACUCAGAAAUGGGGACAGGCGCAUAUGCAGGCCCGCUACAGUAUCCUACGGACAUUCCUUGAUGCAGGUGACGACUUUGUCAAGCUCUCGUAUAGCAAAUCGGAUCUUUCUGAUUUAGAGAUUCAUCUGGAUCGCUCGAAAAUCUUGACACAUGGUCGGCCGGCCGUCGAAAAGUACUUGCAGAAGCUGCAUGUAUACAAGAGCACGGCGGAUUUCGAAUCAGGCAAGAAGUUGUACGAUGAAAUCACGUCCGUCGAUGCGUGGUGGGGUAAAGAAGUUCGCGAGGUGGUGCUGAAGAAUAAAGUGCCUCGCAAGAUCUUCGUCCAGGCAAACACCCUCUUGAAUGGAGAUGAAGUGACACUCAAAGAGUACGAACCUUCGCUUGAAGAGGCCAGGCGCUCCCUUCUCGAUUCUGUCACAGAGCUCGUCACCUUGUCGCGGUUACCCAACCCAUCUGGCUCGCCUCCCACGGCGCGGCCCCCUCGUCGAACGACGGACUCCAUAGCGGAAAUAGACCAGGACAGGGACCAAUUUCAUAUCGCUCUGCCACCUCACUCUCCUUGCUCGGAGGCUUCCUCUUUCAGCUUUCUUUCGUCAAAUCCCCCUCCAUUCUCGUCUAUUGUUUUCCUCGCAGCGUCCGAUUCUUAUCGCACAAAGAGUACCAUCAUACCGUCCUCAUCCACUCUCACCCCAGCUCUCGUUGCUUCCCCAGUCGACGAGCAUCCUCAAUCGGAACCAUCGACCUCAUUAGUUGCGGAUUUCAAAGCUUCUUUCUCCCGUGACAUUAAGCACGACGCGACAAAGUCUGUGGAAGAAGGCGAGCCUCCACCACCAUAUACUGAAGGAUCAAGCCCGCUCGAAUCAUUCACAUACGUGAUGGCAGCAGCAGGAGGCGCGUCGAGUAUUAUCACUCAGGUACAGCAGGCUGGAGGGCCUCCAAUUAAUACUUUAGGGGAAAUUGGUGGCGAUGAGCACAUUACUCUAGACCUCCGAGGUACUCGGUUUACACUUUCUCGCGAUGAGUUAUUGACUCUGCCGGAAUUUGUCCUUCUGUCAUUGUUUCCGAAUGGGCUUCUCCCCGAUGGACAUAUGGGCACCUUUCAUGAAGGCGACAUCUACCCUGUUGAUUACGAUCCGGCUUCUUUACAGUAUAUGCUGGAUUUUUUCCGCUCGGUUGCCCAGUCAAUACCCUCUUCUCCAUCUCCCUCGACCUCCCAGGAUAUCGACGUGGCCCCCGAUUCUAUGCAAGCAUCUGCCAGAGAUAUGCUCCAGGACCGGGCCGGCAUUAUUGUCCUGCGCGAAGAUCUAGACUUUUACGCGAUACCUCCUCGUCCUGAUAUAGACCAUACCGAGAUGACGGAAGUCAAGCGCGCUGCCGCGAAAGCCUUGCUGAAGCAGGAUGGGAUAUUCUCUGGCUUGAGAAAAAGCGACGAAGCAGGUUCAACGGAACAACACCUGAUUGAGAUGCUUACUGCGGGCGGGUUUGAUCGUGAUGAUCGAUGGGGCCACCGUGCUCCGGAACCCAAUAAGGCAGUCAUCUGUAGCUUGGCAUUAGCCAAGCUUCGAACUGACAUUCGAAGUGAUUUGGAGAACAGCAAUGCGGUAGGAAUGGCUCAAAAACUCCUUCUCUUCUGGCGAAAGCCAGCACGAAGAUGUUGGUGGGAAGGUGUUGAGCUGCAUGAUGUGGAAGGGGUAGAAGGCAAGGUUAAAAUCUGGAUUCGACGAGUAUGGACACUGGAGAUGAGCGUGAUUGGGCUCCGGUAGCCAGUGUUUGUGAUUUCUUUUUCUGGUUCAAUAUCCUUUCCUAAGCAUAUGUAUUGAUUAUAGCUUUACAUUGAACAUGUUCUUUCCUACGCCGGUGUCGCAUUCUGGGACAUUUUAGAGCCACAACUUCAUCGGCAUUUUCGCUUUCUUCGCUGUUUUGUUCACUUGCCGAGCCGGCGGGUUCCCAUCAUAGCUCGAGUCUGCCCAAGCACCGGCUAACAGACAAGUGGCAAUGGUGUCUUCGUUUAUCAUGCAUGUCAUAACUCGAAAGGCAUCUUAACGUCAUCCAACGAGUUGGUUCUUUGAUGCAAGCUGCCCUUGCCGCAAGGAAUUGCGAGGUCACAAAAGACCCUGUUUCUCUAAGAGAUAUAUCUGGAGUCAAAUGCUAAAUCUAUCUUCGCG